CAGGGGUUAAGGGUUGUCUUCUGUGCUCAGGGACUUCCCUCUUUGGUUUUUGGACACACAUCAGCUCCUGCCCUGCGUGACUUAACCUCAGCCUCCCUGACUGCCCCAGUGCUCCAGGCUCUGCUCCAAGGAUCCAGUUCUCUGUCAGGAGCCUGCAAAGAAGACACACGAAGGGCAGAUGAACAGGAGAAAGAACUACAUCUACAACUAGCCUUCUGUUUACAUUUCCUGAGGAAUGAGGCAGCCUGCCAGGCUCCUCUGUCCAUGGGAUUCUCCAGGCAAGGAUACUGGAGUGGGUUUCCAUUCCCUUCUCCGGUGGAUCUUGAUCGAGUACCAGUCUCCUGUACUGCAGGCAGAUUCUUUACUUUCUGAUUCCCCAGAGAAGCUCAACCUGGAAGGAUUCCCUUCAAAAGCCAGAUGGGCCAAGAAAAGGAAAACUCAGCACCUCACAGCUCCUCAACUCCAUCUAGGAUGCGGUGUCAGGAUCUCCACCAAUUUGGUCAGAAGCUGGUCCGCAGGCGGCCCCUGGAGCUCACUGAGGAUUCUGAGAGUCCCACGGCUCCUCUGAACAUCCUGAAGCUGGUGGCCUUCGGUGUGGCCAGCACCCUGGGGGCUGGCGUAUACAUCCUGGUGGGAGAAGUGGCCAUGUUCAUUGCUGGACCAGCGAUCAUCAUCUCCUUCUUGGUGGCAGCCCUGUCUUCUGUAUUGUCUGGGCUCUGCUAUGCCGAAUUUGGGACACGGGUCUCGUGGACUGGUUCUGCAUAUCUCUACAGCUACAUCACCAUGGGAGAAUUGUGGGCAUUCAUCACUGCCUGGAACCUCAUGCUGUCCUAUGUCGUUGUCACAGGCAGCGUGGCCAGGGCCUGGAGCAUCGCCUUCGACAGCCUGAUUGGGAACCACAUCUUUCAGGCCUUAGAGGGAACUUUCUCUCCAUAUAUGCCCUACUACCUGGCCAAGUAUCCGGACUUUGUCGCCCUGUCCCUGGUGCUGUUGCUCACGGGAGUACUGGUUCUGGGAGCUCGUGAGUCAGUCCUAGUUGGAAAAAUAUCCACAGGCAUCAACCUUUUGGUUCUCAGCUUCAUCAUCGUCUCUGGCUUCAUUAAGGGAGACCUGCACAACUGGGAGCUCACGGAACAGGACUACACAUUGAACACAUCUGAAUCUGGUGACAUCUAUAGCUUGGGCCCUCUGGGUUCUGGAGGGUUUGUGCCCUUCCACUAUGAUGGAAUUCUCCAUGGAGCAGCUCUAUGUUUCUACUCGUUUGUGGGUUUUGAUGACAUUGUCACUAAAGGGGAAGAAGCCCCAGAUCCUCACCGCUCCAUCCCCAUCAGCAUCGUGACCACGGUCUUCUUCUGCUUUUUGGCGUAUUUUGGUGUCUCGGCGACUCUCACCCUCAUGGUGCCCUACUACCAGAUUCAGCUUGACAGCCCCUUUCCACAGGCUUUCCUCCAUGUUGGGUGGGGCCCUGCCAGAUAUGUCGUGGCUGUUGGCAUCCUCUGUUUUCUUUUAUACAGACUGCAGAGCUCCUUGUUCCCCGUGCCUCAGGUGAUCCAGGAAAUGGCCGAGGAUGGGCUCCUUUUCCGAGGACUUGCCCGGACCCAUGCCCACACGAAGACGCCCAUCAUGGCCACCGUGUCCUCUGGAAUUCUCGCAGGGUCCAUGGCGUUGCUCUUUGAGUUCAGUAAUCUGGUGGACCUCAUGUCGAUUGGACACCUGCUGGUUUACUCCUUGGUGGCGUUUUUUGUCCUUGUCCUCAGGUACCAGACAGACUGGAAUUUAAGAAAGAAUGAGAAAAUAAAAGACAAAAUUCAGAUGAAGCCUCUGCUCAAGGAAAAUCCUUUGGAAUCUGAACCUGAAGCAGGAACCUCAAAGACUCUAAAGAGUCUGUGGUUGCCUUUUAGCACCACCCCCACCCAGAAAUCUGCCCAGAUUGUCUAUGGAUGUGCCUUCCUGCUUGUUCUCCUGCUGACCAUCCUGAGCCUGAUCCUGGCCCAGUGGCCCAGCCAGGUGUUCUCUGGAGACCCCGUACUCACAACAGUGGCUGUGCUGCUGCUGCUGCUCAUCACUGGGGUCACGGUCAUCAUCUGGAGGCAGCCCCAGGACCCCUCUCCUCUUCCAUUCAGGGUUCCUGCUCUGCCUGUCCUCCCACUGGUCAGCAUCUUCGUGAAUGUUUACCUGAUGAUGCAGACGACCUCUGGGACCUGGGCCCUGUUUGGCAUCUGGAAUGCCAUUGGAUUUCUCAUAUACUUUGGAUACGGGAUCCGACACAGCCUGGCAGGGAGCAAUCAUCAGCAGCCACCGGCCACCAGCCUCCACCUCCCAGACUCUUGAGAAAAGCAUCCCCGGUGCUGAGUCAUCUUACCCACACGAAGUAGAUGCUGCAUGGAAUCCCUCCAUGCCCUGGAAGAUCUGCUGGUUCAAGGGACACCUGAGCCUCCGUGGAGAGUGAAGGUGGAGACAUCUAAAGCCCUGUGUUUAUUGCUAGUGGACAAAGUGACUGGACCAUUGUGCAAUUUUCAGUAAACUUUUAAAAGCAUACUAUACAUACUUCUAAGUGCAUGCUUCAUAAGUGUGCAGCAAGAUGAAUUUUCACAAAUUAUCACAAUGUAACAGGCAAGUAGAGGAAGAAAUAAAUUAUUAAUGGGCACAUUAGAAUCA
Molecule: messenger RNA, 2658 nt
Organism: Cervus elaphus (red deer)
Lineage: Eukaryota; Metazoa; Chordata; Mammalia; Artiodactyla; Cervidae
Product: cationic amino acid transporter 3-like
Exons: 14
Coding region: 418-2331 (637 amino acids)
Biological process (GO): amino acid transport; transmembrane transport
Cellular component (GO): plasma membrane
Molecular function (GO): amino acid transmembrane transporter activity
Source: RefSeq, a predicted model, not a curated record